This is a messenger RNA of Necator americanus (New World hookworm), 432 nucleotides long. RefSeq lists its product as uncharacterized. The record is from RefSeq and is a predicted model, not a curated record. The transcript has a single exon. NCBI's taxonomy places the organism in Eukaryota, Metazoa, Nematoda, Chromadorea, Rhabditida, Ancylostomatidae. The coding region runs from base 1 to 432 and encodes 143 amino acids.
AUGAACCAUGAUCUCACGACGCAACUGCACGCAACCAUGAACCAUGAACUCACGUCGCAGCUCGCAAGGCGUUGCGGAGCGAUAAAAGAAGACGUCGAAGACAGAAGAGCAGCAGUACUGGUUAAAGCAGGUGAGGUGGGUAAGAGUAUUCGCUACGCCAGUCGGAACUUCCAAAUUCGUAAAACAAAAAUGACUGCUCUCCGGAACCAAGAUGGAAUAAAUACAUUAUCGAGAAAAGGGAUGGAAAAAGUCAUUUACGACUUCUGGUCCUCCUUAAGAAGUCCGACACGCCAUCACAUCGGUGAACAAUCGUACUGCACCCGGUCCCGACAGACUCAAGCCCGAACAUAUGAAGAACGCCUAAUCGCCAGUCCUAAUCAACACAUUGGAGAAGCUCCUCACUCGUUACCUGUCGGAAUGCAAAGUUUUUAA